Messenger RNA from Geodia barretti, 1511 nucleotides. The record is from the annotation of a GenBank genome assembly. Lineage: Eukaryota; Metazoa; Porifera; Demospongiae; Tetractinellida; Geodiidae.
UAGCCACUGUCAAGACUCCUGUAGUGGCAUUGACAAUGAUAUCAUUGCCUGCAUUCCCUGAUAUGAUGGCAUAGCUGUGAGCCCCACUUGCUGUGUCUAGGGAGAACGCAUGCACUAUUCCAAACAGCGACCCGACUAGAGUAUACUCCGAGAGUGUAAAGCUGAACGUAUCCCUCUCAAAGACCGGUAGUACCUUGUAAUCUGGUUCUGCUAUGACAGUUAACUCAGCUUGGACACCCUCUGACCCUAACUCAGCCUCUACCUGAAGUACCCAACUUUGCAGUGCUACAAAGAUUGGCCAACUGCAAUCUCUCUUUGUGUGCGCGCGCCUGCCGGGCUGCAAUCAACAAACUGACUUCCGGUAUGUGAAACCACGCCCAUAUAAUUACUGUGGCAAAAUGAGAACGACCUCUCUGUUUUUUCUAGCUCGUGGGAGCAAGGCUGACUGGCAUAGAGCUAAAGAUCGAAAGUUCAUUGACUGGAAGAAGGUGAAAGUGAUUGGAGGCAAAGGAGGAGAUGGUUGCGUCAGUUUCAUCAGGACACGUCGUAUCAAGUUUGGUUCGUCAGACGGAGGUGAUGGAGGGGCAGGGGGAAGUGUGGUGGUGGUUGCAGAGCCGUCAGUACGCAGUCUGUCAGGUCUGAGGCCUCACUACCGGGGCAGGAAUGGGGACAGGGGAAGUGGUGGGUACAGGCUUGGAACCUCUGGGAGAACUGCUAUCAUAAAGGUGCCCCUGGGGACAGUGGUGAGAGAUUCGGCCACAGGAUCAGUAUUGAGGGACCUGCUGGAGGAGGAGAAGGUCUGUGUACUGGCCGAGGGAGGGGAGGGAGGGGUGGGGAAUGCUGCAUUCGCCACGGCUGCCUCCAGACGCACCAGAGAGUUUACAGAGGGUGGUCCAGGGGAGGAGAGAGAGGUGGAGCUGGAACUGAAGACUAUUGCUGAUGUAGGCAUGGUCGGAUUCCCUAAUGCAGGCAAGUCAACUCUUCUGCGGGCAAUUUCUCGAGCCAAACCACGCGUUGCCUCGUAUCCCUUCACCACCCUCAACCCCCACAUUGGGAUGGUAGAGACCAGCAAUGGGGCUCAGGUAGCUGUAGCUGACAUCCCUGGCCUUGUACCCGGAGCUCACCUGAACAAAGGACUGGGAUUGUCAUUUCUGAGACACGUGGAGCGCUGCAAGUCACUCGUGUACAUACUGGACGUCUCCAGCAGUGAGCAUGACAUGGUCACUCAGCUGCGCAUACUGCAGAACGAGCUAGACUGUUACCAACCUGGCAUGAACCAAUGUGCCAGACUCGUUGUGGCCAACAAGAUGGAUGUUUUGGACAGAGUGGGGAAUGAGAGUAUGAGCUCACUGGCGCGGGUGACUAGACUGCCUGUUUUGCCGGUGUCCGCACUCCACGGCUGGAACAUUGAUGUACUCAUGAAAGCACUCACAACUGACAAUCAAAGUUAUGCAGUGUAACUUUUAUAUUACAAAGAUAUCACUUUUUCUAAAUGGGAUAUAAAGAUGUUA